CGUGGCAUUUGGCGAUCCCUGACUCUUGUCAAUUUCACAAGCAGCAAAUUUGAUUGGACAUUCUAUACAGGCGUCUGCCCCUCUCGCAUGGAGCAACAGCACGUCACUUCCGCUAACAGAAGUCUUCUGGAAUAUAUUGUCAGUGAACGAGCAGACGAUUUAGUGAUGGAAAAUGUCGUGUUUACUUGCAAGUCUAUGUGAGAAGAGUCGUGUGUGAUUAUCACAUUUCCUGUUCAAUAUGGAGGUACAACUUACUCGAUCUCGAUCUCCACCGAGUUUUAAAACAAGUUCACACUCAGCUUUUACAAAACUGGCAUCCUCAACUGAAACUUCAUCUGUCGAAGAAAGGCCAGUUGAACCGGUCAAAUGUCCUCCGAAGACUUCGAACUCUGACACCAUGACUAACUCUACUGGUCCUAAGGAAAGACUGUCAUUCAGUGUUGAAUCAAUCAUAUCAGACAAUCACGGGAAGCGAUCAGACGACAAAUGCAAUGGAGCAGACGAUGCAGUUCAUGACGUCGUUUGUGAAGAUGACUCUGCGUCAUCGUGUGCGUCACCUCCGCCAUCACCAUCAUCAUCAGUUUCAUCUCCGUCAAUACAUGUCACCCACUCGUCAUUCAGUGUGGCUGAUAUUCUUGGCAAAUCAAGUCAGAAAUCUCCCUUGGCAACGAACUCUUAUCCAGGCCCAUACGGUCAACGGUUGGGGGAAGCCAAGUGGGGCGUCUCCUGCCGCUCCCCACACUCCUGGUUGCCGCUCCCCCCCGGGAUACCAGCUCCAGCUAGCACGCCGCCCCGGAUCCAAGCACCUACAAAAUGCACACUACGUAAGCACAAACCAAACCGGAAGCCGAGAACGCCUUUCACUACGUCCCAGCUGUUAGCUCUGGAGCGGAAGUUCCGGGAGAAACAAUAUCUAUCCAUUGCGGAAAGGGCCGAGUUUUCAGCGUCCCUGAAUCUGACGGAAACUCAAGUCAAAAUAUGGUUCCAGAACAGACGUGCAAAAGCAAAACGACUCCAAGAAGCGGAGUUAGAAAAACUUCGAAUGGCAGCGAAGCCAAUGUUGCCCCCGACAUUUGGUAUAGCAAUACCAUCAUCCACCGCCUCCUCGGCGUCUUUAUUUGGACAUCAUUUAAGAGCUCAUUUCUUACACCCGGGGGCUUUUUCCGGUUUUGGACUUUUCCCCGGAACCUCAGGUCUGUCGCUGUAUCCUCACUGACACCAGUACAACCACGUGACAGUCCUUGUGGUGCCGCAGAAUACAGACACUUGGAUAUACAGAAUUAUUUUUAUUUGUACCUUUUGCACAAUCACUUUGAAAUAUGUUAAAGGCCCUCAAACAAUCGGUUCCUGGGGUAUUAUGCAAUACUUGACCACAAUUACGUUUCCUUGACGAGGGCCGACACAAGGUGUGUGUUCGUCGACUUACUGGCCAGAAUUAGCACUGAGUGUUUCCUUACGUUUACUUCUAGUUCAGUUGAUGUUUUUGUUAAUGUAUUAUUGUGGGAACGUGUUAUAAAUAUUAAGCAGUUUUGGAUAGUGCUCUGGUAAAAAAACUGAGGAACAUAAGUGCUUAUUCUUGGGAAGUUGAGACUUUGAAUUUAUUUUGCCCUUUGGUGGUUUUCCCCGUUCAUUUAAACAUAAUUCGUGCCAUGACCUUUGUACUGGACGCUACAGGUUGUCCAGUCUCGCCGCGACACACACCUGGCUGGACAGAUAGUCUACUUAUUUAUUACGUGCGUCCAUACUUGGUGUGUCACCGAACAGUGGGGUGCACGUCAAACAAUCACUUCAUUUACGAGAAGUGAUUACAUUUUGUUUCGUGUAAACAAACAUUUAUUGUAAAUAAAAUACUGAACAACGA
Haliotis rufescens (red abalone) is the source of this 1861-nucleotide messenger RNA. RefSeq names its product homeobox protein MSX-3-like. The record is from RefSeq and is a predicted model, not a curated record. NCBI's taxonomy places the organism in Eukaryota, Metazoa, Mollusca, Gastropoda, Lepetellida, Haliotidae. Bases 239 to 1216 code for a protein of 325 amino acids. The transcript has 2 exons. Gene Ontology annotation, biological process: embryonic morphogenesis; regulation of transcription by RNA polymerase II. Gene Ontology annotation, cellular component: nucleus. Gene Ontology annotation, molecular function: RNA polymerase II transcription regulatory region sequence-specific DNA binding; DNA-binding transcription factor activity, RNA polymerase II-specific.